Molecule: messenger RNA, 1044 nt
Organism: Gongylonema pulchrum
Lineage: Eukaryota; Metazoa; Nematoda; Chromadorea; Rhabditida; Gongylonematidae
Source: the annotation of a GenBank genome assembly
AUGCUCUGUAAUAUGGUUAUUAAAAAGUUAACGCUUAUCACACAUGCCUCUUUAGAUACCGAUUUCAAACUGCAUGUGGAUCCAGAAUUUGGUAAUUGCUACACGUUCAACUGGGAUGUAAACAAGAAUUACACAAGCAGUAAAGCUGGCCCAAUGUACGGAAUACGUGUACUGUUGUUCGUCAACACAUCCGACUAUAUGGCAACAUCUGAAGCGGCUGGUGUUCGUCUGGCGAUACAUAGCCCAACAGAUUUUCCAUUUCCAGAUACAUUUGGCUACAGUGCCCCUGUUGGUUUCGCAUCCUCGUUUGGUCUUAAAAAGCACGUAGUUCAGCGGCUAUCGGCACCCUAUGGCGAUUGUCAGCGCGAGAAAAAAAUGAAUUCAAGCGUCUACAUUUAUGGUGACUACGAUUACAAUCCAGAAGGUUGCCACAGAAGUUGUUUUCAAAAUACGCUGCUCAGCAAGUGUGGCUGCGGCGAUCCCCGUUUCCCUGUACCACGAGGAAAACGGCAUUGUUCAGCUUUCAACGCUACUGCAAGAGGAUGCCUGGAAAGAGCGAUUGCUGAGAUUGGUGAUUUUCACCAUAUCACGGAUAAUUUGAAGGAUUGCACGUGCAAGCAAUCAUGUGAGCAUGAAAUUUACGGCAUCACAUUUUCAGCUUCCAAAUGGCCAUCUGGCGCCACUGAUCUGGGGAGUUGCGAUGUUAGCUUGACGGAAGACGAUUGCGAGACAUUUUACAGCAAAAAUGCGGCAAUGGUUGAAGUUUACUAUGAGCAACUCAAUUACGAACUGCUCAAAGAAUCCGAAGCAUAUGGUGUUAGCUUCAGUGUGAUAACGAUUAUUGAAUGUGCAGUGCUGUUCUUCGAUCUUAUCACUUUGUGCUGUAAAAGGCACAAGGAAAAACAGGAGUUCAAACGCCAGUCCACACUUCGUCAACAGGAAAUGGAGGAGGCUCAGAAAACUGCUACCGCUAACACUGAAAAACAUGGAGACAAUUUCGAAAAACAGCACACGGGGCCAGACAGCAAUAUGUUCCAAGUGUAG